CCCGCUGUACUGAGGUACUGUCUCAGGUUCAUUCAUCUCCUCCCUCUGUUUCUUAAACCUUUCCCUUCUCGGGCUCUCUCCUCCCUUGCUCUUCCUUCCCUGGCUGGCACGACUGGGCGAGCGGCGGCGCCAUUUGUCCUGUCUUCGCCCAGCCCUUUGACGGCGACGAGCGCAUCCUCCAGAUACUCUGAGCCUGGCUGUUGAAAAUUACUUUUGAAGUUCCUACAUUGGGAUUAGUUUUGAUGAGUCCAUCAAGAAGCAGGAGCAGGAGCAAGAGCCGGAGUCGCAGUCGCAGCAGAAGCAGGAGCCGCAGUCCCCGGCGAAGAGAUAGGUUGCGCAGUGAACGUGCACCCUGCCGCAGUCGCAGUCGCAGCAGGAGCCGCAGCCCAUGCCGUCACAGAGAACGACGUGGUCACAGGGAUCUUACGUGCAAGAACUGCCGGAGACCUGGGCACUUUGCUAGGGAGUGCCCAUCUGCGGCUACAUGCAAUAACUGUAAUCUUCCAGGCCACUUCGCAGCAGAAUGCACUUCAGCAACCGUUUGCUGGAACUGCAAGGAAUCUGGGCAUAUCGCCAUUGAGUGCAAGAAUGAGGCCCUGUGCCACACAUGCAAUAAGACGGGUCACUUGGCACGAGAUUGUCCUACUUCAGGGUCUAAUGCUAAGCUAUGCAACAAUUGUUUUAAGCCAGGCCACAUCGCUGUUGACUGCACCAAUGAACGGGCUUGCAACAACUGCCGUCAACCUGGGCACAUAGCUCGGGAGUGCAAGAACGACCCGGUUUGCAACCUGUGCAAUGUCUCUGGUCAUGUAGCCCGUAGCUGUCCAAAAACAACUCUGGCUUCAGAGAUACAGGGAGGCCCGUUCCGUGAUAUCCUCUGCCGCAUCUGCGGCCAGCCAGGACACAUCAGCCGCAACUGCAUGGCAACCAUCAUCUGCGACACAUGCGGUGGCAGGGGGCACAUGUCGUAUGAGUGCCCAUCAGCCAGGAUAUUCGAUCGGGGGCUCCGCAGGUUCUGAAAGUCAUUGGUCAGGAUAUGCUAUCAAGGGCUCCGCUGGUUAUCAUGAUUGAAUUUCGUGUUGUUUCGUUUGCUCCUGACAAAUACUGAGACAGUUUUUGUUGGGUGUUUCUGUGCUGACCCGGGGAGUUGAGUAAUGAUUCUGUAGGCUGUAUUUUGGGUGAAACUUUUUUCAUUUUAAUCAGGAUAUAGCCUUUUGUGGGGCAAACAGCGAUGUACCAGUUCAUGGGAAAAAUUGCCAGGCCAAGUCAUGCAAUCAUUCUCCAUC
Messenger RNA from Panicum virgatum (switchgrass), 1286 nucleotides. RefSeq names its product zinc finger protein GIS2-like. The transcript has 4 exons. Gene Ontology annotation, molecular function: zinc ion binding; nucleic acid binding. The record is from RefSeq and is a predicted model, not a curated record. Lineage: Eukaryota; Viridiplantae; Streptophyta; Magnoliopsida; Poales; Poaceae. Bases 243 to 1019 code for a protein of 258 amino acids.